Varanus komodoensis (Komodo dragon) is the source of this 2197-nucleotide messenger RNA. It is a transcript of the gene FAM217A, whose product is annotated as family with sequence similarity 217 member A. The coding region runs from base 131 to 1927 and encodes 598 amino acids. The record is from RefSeq and is a predicted model, not a curated record. NCBI's taxonomy places the organism in Eukaryota, Metazoa, Chordata, Lepidosauria, Squamata, Varanidae. The transcript is spliced from 7 exons.
CACUGUGUUAUGAAAUGAACUUAUUUUAUGAGGGCUUUGUUGAAAUAUACAGUCAAAUAUAAAGCUGAUUAUCUAAAUAGACCUCAAAAUAUAAUUUUUCUGUCAAAUACUAGACAAACCUAUUCUAAUUAUGACAUUAAAGCAACUACCACUUUAUCUACCAAAAGCAACUGUUGUGUCCUCUCCAGAAAGUGGCAAUUCUGCUUGUAAUUACAUUAACUGGUCCACAGACGAAAAAGAGUUCACAUAUGUGCAAAGAAUGAAUAUAAAAUGUGGAUUACCUAAGCUGAAUACUUUUAGACCAACUUUUUAUUCCAGAAGAAAACUCUUGAGAAAAAUUCAGGCUGAAGAGGAUCAACCAUAUUCUGAUAAUGCUAUCAUGCUUGUCAGGGGAAGCACAACCAACAGGUCUGCCAAUUUAGUGGGGAAAAAAGACUUUAUGCCUGCCAUUUAUGGAACCAGUCUCUCACUGAGCAGCUUUUCUCACCAGACAUCACACACCUGUGGUUUGGAAAGUAAUUGUUCGGCUGAAAAGAAAUUUAAUUCACCAGAAGAUAAAAUUGGUACAGGAGGUGUUCUUACAAGUACAUUUUACAAGGACCAUUACAAAGCUGCAAUGGAACAGUUGGCUGCUCUUAACUUGUCAAAAAAUAGUAGGACGGCACAGCUCAAUGCAAAUAGAAGCAGACAAGGGCCAUUUCAUUCCUGGAGCUGCGCACAGAAUCAAGGCAAUACCUCAGUGAGCAAAGACCUCAGUAAGCCUUUGGUAGAAAUGCCGUGUGGCUCCAGUAAUGCUUCUUCAAACUUCAUCAACACUAAUCCUCUGGUACAUUCUUUUAUGAAGAGCUAUCACCCCGUUUCUUAUCCUGGAAGUCAGAAGACAACAUCGGAGAACUACUGCAGAAAUGGAGAUGGGGAUUUUUUCAAAAAAGCCAAUGAAGCCACUACUUCUGAAUCUUAUCCUGCUACACACAGUAGUAGUGAUGACAUGGUUUCCAUAUUAAAAUGGCAUUUGAAAAGAGGAAGUGGCAAUGGGGAAGACAAGCUUUCAGUAGAAGAAAAAGAUGUAUCUGAGAGUGAAAAAAGUAAAGCUUUGCUGAAAUACUUCAAAAAUGUGAACCUUAACCUAAAACCAGAACCUAUAGAAAAUAAAGAUGGAACUUCGUCUUCGAUUGAGAGAGAUACGUAUUCCUACCCUGAUUUUCUUCCUCCACCAUUUAAUACCUUGGAUUUACAAAAAAUGUCUUUAUCAAAGUGGGAUGACUGGAAAUUAUCCUUAAAUCCUCCACUUGAUGAAUCACUAGAUAAAAUAAUUUCUCGUCUACUGGAAAUGGAAAGAUUACAGCACUUGACUAUAUUAAGAGAAAGGAUAAAGGAGACUGUUUCUCCCAUUACAUGUAUUAACAAUCGCACUAGCUCCUCAAAAGGUGUAUUCCAACCAAAGCAAUCUGAUAUUUCAAAUACCCAGGCAGAUUUUGAUGAUUUUCACAGUAAUGGUCAUUGUCUGAAGGAAGCCGAUAUAUCAAAAUGUACUUGCCAGCACUAUCACAAUAAUAAGUGGAGUUCUGGAGUAUCAUCCUCGAUACAUUCAUCUACAAAGCACUCACAAACAUCCUGCAAGUGCUUCAAAGCUCCAGUAACUUUAGAAUCAAGCAAUGUAGGCACACAGAGGUCCCUAUCAUGUUCCAGAAGCUUUUCAAAAAUCCGAUCAGGUGUCAAAAUGACUCCUCCAAAGUCAUUGUCACCCAGCACAGCUGUAGCUUGCCCCUUACCUGACCAUGAAAAUUCAAAAUGUAAGCAGCCUAGGACCAAAAGAAAAUCUUGCAGAAAAAAUGGGGCAUUGACAAGUAAACCCUUGCAUUCUCAGAAGCUAAAAUCUUUAUCCUUUAUUUCAAAGCAAAAAUAUUCGCAUGUUGACCAGCAGUGAUCUGUUGAAUUCUUAUCAAGUGUUCAUUGGUAUUAUUUGAUCAAAAGCAGUGAGUGCCAGUACUUUUACAGCUGUGCAUAGUUUUUAAUCUGUAUUAUAUGAAAUUAUCAAUUCUUCUUGAAGAAACUUUUUGUGUGAAAUUUUAAAGAAAGUGAUAGCAAGAAUAAGUCCUCCCUUCUACCAGAUAAUAGUAAUUGUAAUCAGAGAACUCGUUUUUUAUAUUUUUUAAAAAUUGAAGGAAAUAAAGCCUAGACUAUUAAACUUGGGGUU